Adelges cooleyi (spruce gall adelgid) is the source of this 495-nucleotide messenger RNA. Its product is annotated as mucin-19-like. Bases 9 to 407 code for a protein of 132 amino acids. The record is from RefSeq and is a predicted model, not a curated record. NCBI's taxonomy places the organism in Eukaryota, Metazoa, Arthropoda, Insecta, Hemiptera, Adelgidae. The transcript has 13 exons.
GCUUGGUUAUGAGAUCAACGUCUUUGUUGUUAUACUUUUAUAUCCUAAAUAUGAAUUUCCAAGGCAGUUUUUUGUUUUUGUCAACAGUUGUUUUGGCUGUGCUGUCAGCAACUUCAGGUGUUAAUGGACAAAGAGACCCAGCAGCUCCUGCAGCAUCAAGACUAUAUGAUUACGUUAGUCCUGCUCAGUCUUAUUCGACAUCUACUGGUCAGUCUUCACAAGGUUCUGCACAAGCUUAUAGUGCUACUGCUACGUCAAGUUAUUCUAGUUCUUAUCAGGCUUCUACACCAGGUUCUGGUUAUGAAUCUUCAGGUUCUACUACUACGCAUUCAACAACUACUAAUCAGUCUCAAACACCACAUUACAAUGAUUUUUUUUCAUCAGGCUCUUACCUCAGCUCAGUCUAAUACACAAAGUUCUGGUAAGUCAGGUGAUCCGAUUUUAUGUCUUAAAUAUAAAGAAAAUGUAAAAUAUAUACUAGUGGUUUUAAAAUGU